Molecule: messenger RNA, 4484 nt
Organism: Peromyscus californicus insignis
Lineage: Eukaryota; Metazoa; Chordata; Mammalia; Rodentia; Cricetidae
Gene: Tbkbp1
Product: TBK1 binding protein 1
Exons: 9
Coding region: 1258-3093 (611 amino acids)
Biological process (GO): canonical NF-kappaB signal transduction
Cellular component (GO): cytoplasm
Source: RefSeq, a predicted model, not a curated record
AGGGGGAGGGGGUGGCGUGGGCAAGAGAGGGUUAAAGGUGGGGCCAGCCCUACAAACCCGCGCACACGCUCCUUACUCAGACCUGUCACACGCGUCUCGCCCGCACUUAGCCCGGGCUGGGGGAGGGGACCGGGGCCUGCACGGUCGGAACCCGCGCCUCCGGGCCGAGCCCCCUGGCCGAGGCGCACACACGCUCCAGCGCGCGCACACACCUCGGACAUUCCCAUAGUGCCUCACGUGACACUCGGCCCGAACGUGCCCACCCUGCCCACACGCUCACGCACGCGUGCUCACACGCGCGCACACAACCUCUGGCCGCUUCCGAACUCCCGCACUGACCCCCGUCCUCCGCCCCGCAAAGGCGCUCAUUGACGGCGGCACACCUCCACUCAUUCACAGACACACACUACCCCCACAUGCCAGCCACAGCCACACAUUCAUAAACAGGGCAGGGAGAAGUACACACGCACCCCCUCGCUGCCUACUCGUUUGGGAGCCCUGAGUCAUUCCUGCCCCCUCUCAGGGCUCCCCAUGUCCCUGAGUGCAGGCACGACGGGACAGGCUGGAGUCUCCUUUAGGGGUCCCCGUCCCCCUAGGCCCCCUUGCCCGGUUUGCUGCCCCUGACACUCAGCCAAGGACUUCCUGUAGGUCCCAGGUCAGGGGCUGGCUGCGCCUGGACGGUUGCCACAGCCCCGGUGCAGUUAGGGAGGCACUUCCUUUUCCUGAACUCUGGGAUCCUGCGAGAGGAAGUUGGGCGGGGGCCGCAGAGGCCAGGCUGACCGGUGGGACUGGCCCUCCAGAAGCACUGGCCUUUCUUAGGAGCAAGCGACAGAGGCCUGGGAUGGGAAUCUUGGCGGCUGUCGAGGUAUUUGGGAAAACAGAGGUCUGGGGAGGAGACCAAGCUGAGCCGUCCAGCCAGGUUCUAGGUUGUGCCAGUGUUGGGACAGCAGGCCUCCCAUCUGGUCUCUCUGGGUUCUGGAAAGAGUCCUUCCCUGCCACUGUGGCUUCCUUGACCCUCUAUCAGUUGUCCCCAGACUGCGCUCAUGCGGUCCAUCUGGUUCCAUCUCCUUCCCCUACAAGCAGUGACAGCAGAGGACAGAUGUAACCUUCUGAGGGAGAGUGUGUUGUGGAAUCUGGUCUCCCAGCUACCACAGGGUCCUCAGCCCAGCAUGGGGGAGCUGGGGACAAGCACCGGGUGUUCCUCUUCAUGCUCUUCCUGCUCUCUCAGGAGGCCCAGUGUGGGCUGAAGCCCUUACCAUGGAGUCCAUGUUUGAAGAUGACAUCAGCAUCCUGACCCAAGAAGCUUUAGGGCCCAGUGAGGUGUGGCUGGAUGGUCCUGGAGACGCCUCGCUCGGAGGCGACAUGUGUUCUGCCUCCCACUUUGCGCUCAUCACAGCCUAUGGAGAUAUCAAGGAGCGGCUAGGGGGCCUGGAGAGAGAGAAUGCCACCCUCCGCCGGCGCCUCAAAGUCUACGAGAUCAAGUACCCGCUGAUCACUGACUUUGGAGAGGAGCAUGGCUUCCCUCUGUAUGAAAUCAAGGAUGGCUCCCUGCUGGAGGUAGAGAAGGUCAGUCUGCAGCAGCGGCUUAACCAGUUCCAACACGAGUUGCAGAAGAAUAAGGAGCAGGAAGAACAGCUCGGGGAGAUGAUCCAGGCUUACGAGAAACUCUGUGUGGAGAAAAACGACUUGGAGACAGAGCUGGGGGAGAUGCGGGCCCUGGUAGAGACCCACUUGCGGCAGAUCUGUGGUCUGGAGCAGCAGCUGCAGCAGCAGCAAGGUCUCCCGGAUGCAGCCUUCCCCAGCCUGAGCCCCCCACCUGCCCCUGCCACACCCUGUCCUGACCUGGACCUGCACUAUCUGGCUUUGAGAGGACCUGCCUUGGGUCAUGGUUGGCCUGGCCCUACUAGCGUAAAUGUGAGCGAGCUGGAGCGAAGGCAGCUGGAAGAGGCCUUGGAGGCUGCGCAGGGGGAGGCUCGGGGGGCUCAGCUUCGGGAAGAGCAGCUCCAGGCGGAAUGUGAGAGGCUGCAGGGAGAGCUGAAGCAGCUGCAGGAGACGCGGGCCCAGGAUCUGGCCUCCAACCAGUCGGAAUGUGACAUGGCUUGGGUAAAGAGAGUUGGGGACGAUCAGGUGAACUUGGCGCUGGCCUACACAGAACUGACGGAGGAGCUGGGUCGGCUUCGGGAGUUGAGUUCCCUGCAGGGGAGGAUCUUGAGGACUUUGCUGCAAGAGCAGGCUCGAAACGCAGGCCAAAGGCACUCGCCGCUGUCACAGCGCCACUCCCCGGCCCCCGCGUGCCCCUCGCCCUCCCCGCCUGCCAGACCGCCGCCCUGUGCCCCGUGCCAGUCCCCCGCCACGCAGCGCCGCUCGCCGGUGCCCCCGUGCCCUUCGCCCCAGCAGCGCCGCUCGCCCGCCUCGCCCUCCUGCCCGUCGCCGGUCCCACAGCGCCGCUCGCCGGUGCCGCCAUCGUGCCAGUCACCCAGCCCGCAGCGCCGCUCGCCGGUGCCACCCAGCUGCCCGGCCCCGCAGCCCCGGCCGCCGCCGCCCCCGGGCGAGAGGACGCUGGCCGAGCGCGCCUACGCCAAGCCGCCCAGCCACCACGCCAAGGCCGGCUUCCAGGGCCGCCGCAGCUACUCGGAGCUGGCGGAGGGCGCGGCCUAUGCCGGUGCCUCCCCCGCCUGGCUGCAGGCCGAGGCCGCCACGCUCCCCAAGCCCCGCGCCUACGGCGGCGAGCUCUACGGCCCCGGCAGGCCGCUCAGCCCGCGCCGCGCCUUCGAGGGCAUCCGCCUGCGCUUUGAGAAGCAGCCGUCGGAGGAAGAGGAGUGGGCCAUGCCCGCCAGCCCGCCCAGUCCCGAAGCGGGCACCAUCCGCUGCGCCUCAUUCUGUGCGGGCUUCCCCAUCCCGGAGUCACCUGCGGCCACCGCCUAUGCCCACGCUGAGCACGCACAGUCCUGGCCAUCCAUCAAUCUACUGAUGGAGACGGUGGGCUCUGACAUCCGCAGUUGCCCCCUCUGCCAGCUGGGUUUCCCUGUUGGGUACCCAGAUGAUGCCCUCAUCAAACACAUUGACUCCCACCUGGAGAACAGCAAGAUCUAGGGCGCCUCUCCCCCAGCUGGCUGUUUCUCUGCUCUCUCAUCACCCCCCCCCAAACACUCACUUUGAAUGCUGCAUGAAUCUCGUGGGGGGCCCCUGCCCCUUGCGGUCCCCAGAUACCUCCACUAGCUACCGAGUCAAUGUGUGUGUGCCGUCUUCCCUGGUCCAGGCACCACUCAGCUCUGGCUCUUUCCUGGAGGUUGACCAAGGCUCUCUCUAUCUUCCUGGUUUCCUCUGGGGAGUGGGAAUCUGGUCUGGGAUGGGGAGGACAAACCCUCCACCUCUCUCUCUCUCUCUCUCUCUGCCUUUCUGUUUUUCAACAAAGUCGGAUCCAAGAAGAAGUCUAGUGCUUGUGGGAGGGAGAGGAGGAGGGGUCAAGAGCUCUGGGAGCCCCUUCCCAGUAUCCGUCUUUCCUGGGCAAUGUUCUUCCAGGGAAGACCUCUCGAGAGGGUCUCAGAGCCUGCCCUGCACACUGAUGCCGGCCCUCUCUCUCAUGCUCAACCAGCCUGGGGCUCGUGGUAUUGGGGAAGGAGGCAUCUUUUUUUCUCACUAGUCCCUGCAGGCCAGCUCUGUUCUCCCCCUCUGCCCACCCUGGGGAACAGGGAAGGUGGCGGAGGGGUGGGAGGACCCUGCAGGCCUUCGAUGAUCCAGUCCAAAGGGACUGCCUUGAGGCUGGGACUCCUGGGCCAUCACCCUCAGUCUGGGUGACCGUCUGGCAAGCCUCACAGGCCUGGGCCCUUCCAGAGUCCCUGGCACUAAGGUGCAGAUCCUCAAGGCCGAUGCCUCCAUGCUCCCCCACUGCAGCUCCUGACACCAUAGGUACCCUGGAGCCCAGGUGUGACUCAGCCUGUGUUUGCUGGGUGGGUGUGAUCAGCCCCUCCCUCCCAGGCCAGAACCUGAGAAUGGGCCCUGGGUGCUGUGGAGAUCAACUUCAAAAGAGCUAAUCCCCUUCCCAUACCCACCCACCCACCCCUAUAUUCCCUCUGUGAAAUCUACCUCAGAGCCGUCCCCUCAGAAAGACAGGGGAGCGGGAGGCUGGGGCCCCAGGCUGAGGUGGGAGCCUCCUGAGGGAGCCUGCUGCCCACUAUGAAUCCACCCCUCACGUUGAGCCUCCCUGGGGCCUUGGCCAGCCGGUGGCAGUGAAAACCACUGUCCACCGCAUGUACCAUUCUGAUCCAAAUCUUCCAGGCCCUCUCCCCACACCCCUCCUUCCUCUGUGCAGGGGGUGAGGGGUGUGUCAGCAGGGAAGGGGCCAAGGACUCCAGAGACACAUCAUUGUACCCUGAGUGUUCCCCAGGGAGGGGACAUGGGGAAGGGGGCCUGUAGAGGGGAGAGAGGGCCCUGUGCUCUCUGAACAAGUUGAAAGUCCAAAUAAAACUUACCUGUUCCAUCUG